Pelagomonas calceolata is the source of this 7411-nucleotide messenger RNA. Lineage: Eukaryota; Pelagophyceae; Pelagomonadales; Pelagomonadaceae. The record is from the annotation of a GenBank genome assembly.
UAAUUAGCGUUUUUGCCUGUUGGCAUUUGCCCCACCCGCCGCGCAGCGCGCAGCGUCGAACUGCGCGCCUAGGGGUCAGCCAGCAGUGCAGCGCGCCCAGGGGUCCGCCGCGCGUCGGUUUAUUCAGCUCCGCGGCCGCUUCCUGCGCUGCAAAACCGCUGCUAAUGGAGACCUCCCUCCCCGCCGUGAACGGCAGCACGAACACCGUCGUCGUCGUACGAGUGCGCCCCUUCGGCCGCAAGGAAACGCCGACGACGCCGUGCGCCGAGGCUCUCGACGACGGCCGCUCUUUGAUCGCGCGGCGCGACGAGCGCCGGGGCGGCCAGUACCUCCAGUCGCAGCAGGCCACGGAGACAACAUACAAAUUUGAUGCGACCUACGGCCCGGCCACGAGCCAGCAGAGCGUCUACGAACAGACGACCAAAGCCCACGUCGCGACGCUCGCCAAGGGCCAGAUCCCGGCUCUGACGGUCGUGGCCUACGGCGCGACGGGCGCGGGCAAGACCCACACGAUGAUGGGCGAUAGUGGACGGGCGGGCGUCAUCCCGCGGGCGGUGGGCGACUUAUUUGAGCAACUACCCAGUUCCACAGUCGCGAAAGUGUCGUAUCUUGAAGUGUACAACGAGCGCGUCUUCGAUUUGCUCGGUCCCGAUCGCUCGAAGCCGCUCAAGGUCUGCGAGGACGAGCGGCUCGGCGUCGUCAAGGCGCUGGAAUUGACCGAGGCGCCCUGUAGCAAAGCGGAAGAAGUCCUCUCCCUCUUGAGUCAGGGCAACGCCAAGCGGACGACGGAGGCGACGGGCGCCAACGAUUCGUCGUCAAGGAGCCACGCCGUGCUCCAGGUCAAGCUCGGGGAGCGGACGCUGACGCUCGUCGAUUUAGCCGGUUCGGAGCGCGCGUCGGCGACGGGCAAUAGAGGUUUACGCUUGGCCGAGGGCGCGCACAUCAACCGCUCGUUAUUGGCCCUGGCGAACUGCAUUAAUGCAUUAUCCUGCCCGCUGGCCCCGCGGCCGAAGUUCCGCGACUCGAAGCUGACGUUGAUUCUGAAAUCGGCGCUCGAGAGUGCGACGGUGCGCUUGGUGGUUGUGGCCUGCGUGUCGCCGUCCAUGCUGUCGGUGGACGACACGAUGAACACCCUGAAGUAUGCCCAAAGGGCCAAGACCAUGCCCAAGAAGUCGGAAGCCAAGCGACGGGCGUCGCUCGGCGCGCGCGACCUGGAACCCAGACGGCCGGCGCGGCGGCCGUCGGCCGUGGGCCACGCUCCCAAAAGGCGGCGCGCGUCCGUCGCGGCGAUGGGCGCGCCGCCCUUCCGGCGCGCGUCGUCCGACUUGCGGCGCGAGUCGCUGUCGGCCGUCGCGGCGGCGCGCAAGCACGCCGCCGAGGUGUCCGAGAAGUGCCACGCGGGGCUCCAGGCGACCGCGCCGGCGCCGGCGCCCUGCGUACCGGAGGCGCCCGCGCCGCCGCGCGAGAAGCCGAUCCGGAAGCGGCGCGGCUCCAUCGGCGCGCCGGGCGUCGCGGCGCGCGUCAAGAAGCGCCGCGCCUCGGCGGCGGCGGCCGCGCCGGCGCCGGCGAAGCCGGCGGCCUGGCGCGCGCAGUCGCACGAGCUCCGCGAGGCCAUGCAGGCGCGGCGCGCCGCCGCAAAAGCGGCGCCGCCCGCGGGGCCGCCGCCCGACGCCUUCCGGCCCCAAAGUCAGUUGGCGCGGACCGGGGCGCUGCCGACGGCGCCGAGUGGUCCGCCGCCCGACGCCUUCCGCCCGGCGAGCCAGCUCGCCCGGACCGGCGCCCUGCCGGCCGUCGUCGAGCCGGCGCCCGCGCCGGAGGCCGCGCCGCCGGCCGCCGCUGCCGCCGCGACGGCGGCGCUGCGCGCGGCGGCGAGCGACCUCCGCGCGAAGGAGCAGGAGCACGCGGGCGCGGCGCUCCGCGCGGCCGCGGCCGAGGCCGCCGCCGCCCCGUCGCCGGUCAUCCGCGAGGCGCCGCCGUCGGAGGACUUCGAGCGCCUCGACGCCUUCCGCCGGACGAGGAUGGCCGCCGACGAGGAGGCGGGCGACGCAGUCCGCGCCUUCGCGCCGGUCCGCGAACUCGCCCGGACCGGAGCCGUGCCCCAGCCGCUGCGCCCGCGCCCGGGCUUCGCGGUCCCGCCGGCGCCGGUCGCCGAGAGCGCCGAGCUGCCGCCGCCGCCCGCGGCGGAGGACGCGUCGUCGCCGCCGCCGGUCGUGCCCCCGCGCUUCGUGCCGUCGCCGGACCUGAGCGCGACGACGUCGGGCGCGCGCCACGCGGCGCGCGCCAAGCGCGCCGCGGGCUCCCUCCAGGAGCGCCUCGAGGCGGCCGAGGCGCGCGCCGCCGCCUGGAAGGACGCGGCCACGGACGCCGAGACCGUCGCGUCGACGCUCGCGGCCGCGCUGCGCGAGGAGUGGAAGGACCGGGCGCCGGCCAAGUGGGCCGCGCUGCGCGACGACUUCGCCACGUUCCGGGCUAGGUAUGCCCGACACGUCGCGGCCGCGGACGCGUGCCUGCCGCCGCAGCCGCUCGGCGAGGCGUCGAACCUGGGUCGGUCCUAGGUCCUUUCCCCCCGGUUAUAUGAAGUAUAUACAGAUCGUAGAAUGGGGCGCUUCUCCCCGAAACAAAUUCUGUACGGUGUUCGGAGGUUCGGACUACGUACCCCGACUCCCCGAUCGAGCCUAGGCCGGCCUAGCUCUACUCAGGCUACUGCUGAGGUGCGGGUUCAGCGAAAAAACCUGCGCACGUAACGAGCUGCUGUGCUUUAUGCUAUGGACUAGGCCUAGAUGCCAACCCACUGGAUGAACAUGAAUGGCCUUUGGGCUGCCCAACCCGGGCAGGGUUCAUGCGGGCACGCACGCUGGGACUAGACAGUCGGCAGGUCAUGGGCUGUAGUGCUAGCAAAAAACUCAUUGCCACGCUGCACACCGAGUUUUUUGCUGAAACGGUCGCGUGCUACACGACACAGGCCGGCGCCCCGCGCGUCGUGAGCGGCUCGCACGACUACACCUUGAAGAUCUGGGACCCCGAAACACAAAAGCUCCUCGCCACGCUGAAAGGGCACACCGAUUUGCUCGCGGGCGUGAACGCGGUCGCGAGCUACACGACACAGGCCGGCGCCGUGCGCGUCGUGAGCGGUUCGGACGACAAGACCAUAAAGAUCUGGGACCCGGACGCGCAGCGGCUCCUCGCCACGCUGAAAGGGCACAAAUUUAGCGUGGAAGCGGUCGCGUGCUACACGACACAGGCCGGCGCCGUGCGCGUCGUGAGCGGAUCACGGGAUCACACCAUAAAGAUCUGGGACCCGGACGCGCAGCGGCUCCUCGCCACGCUGAAAGGGCACACUUACGACGUGAACGCGGUCGCGAGCUACACGACACAGGCCGGCGCCGCGCGCGUCGUGAGCGGCUCGCGCGACGGCAUCAUAAGGGUCUGGGACCCUGACACGCAGCGGCUCCUCGCCACGCUGGAAGGGCACACCAGCAACGUGAACGCGGUCGCGAGCUACACGACACAAGCCGGCGCCGUGCGCGUCGUGAGCGGCUCGUGGGACAAGACCGUAAAGAUCUGGGACCCCGAAACACAAAAGCUCCUCGCCACGCUGAAAGGGCACACUGAAUACGUGAACGCGGUCGCGUGCUACACGACACAGGCCAGCGCCGCGCGUGUCGUGAGCGGUUCGGUCGACAACACCGUAAGGAUCUGGGACCCGGAGACGCAGCGGCUCCUCGCCACGCUGCAAGGGCACACUGAGCGGGUGACCGCGGUCGCGUGCUACACGACACAGGCCGGCGAAGUGCGCGUCGUGAGCGGCUCGUGGGACGGCACCGUAAAGGUGUGGCGCACAUCGGACAAAGCGCGCACAGCGUCGCAGACGGCGGGAGGCACGAAGGUCGCGCCCGCGACGUCCACGAAGGCCGCGGUCGCCGCCGGCGCCACCGUCGGCGCCGCGCUCACGGCGUCGCAGACCGACGUCCUCGGGCCGCUCUCCGGGGUUCUGACGGCGCUCCCCGCGACCGCGCCGCCGCCGCUCAAUAUGUGUCUGAUGCCGUUUGCGCACGCCUUAGCCGAACUCGGUCUCGCGGUGCGCCAGGUGCGCUUCAACAAGGAGGCCGCGGUCAUGCUGCAGCGCCGCGGACUUGAAAUCGCCCAAAAGCUCCAGGACGUCGUCAAAGCGACGCAGGGCCUGCCGAGCGGGCGCGUCGAGGCCGUCGCUCGGACGGUGACGGCCAUCGGCCAGGCGCUCGACGAGGCUGCGAAGUUCCUGCAGCAGUUCUCGAAGAAGGGAGCGUUCGCGAAGCUCUGCUCCGGCACGCUCGACGCGCGGCGGUUCGGGCUCCUCGACAAGCGGCUCUGCGAGCUCAGCACGGAGCUCGGCUCGGCGUUGGACCUCCAGCAGCUCGCCCUCCAGGCGCAGCGCUUCGAGAAGAUCGAGGGCUUGAUCCAACUCCUCGGCCAGCAGACCGUCGACGCGAACAACCAGGCGGCGGCGCAGCGGGCGGCGAUCCUGUGCGGCAUCGAGAAGGGCAGCGCCGUCGAGAGCGAGGAGCUCUCGGCGCUCGGCCUGAAGCUGGACCAGAUCGCCGCGGACGUGAGCACGGUCAUCGACCAGAACACGAAGCAGCAGGAGUCGCUCGACGAAGUGAAAGAGAUGGUGGCGGCGAAGAACUCGAAGCUGCGGGGUCGGGCGCUGGCGCGGCAGGAGAAGGAGCGUACGCUGGUAGAGUUCGAGAUCGAGCUGGACUCGGUCGAAGAGCAGCCAUUCGCGAAGGGCUCGCAGGGCGAAGUUCACCGCGGCAAGUACCAGGGAGACACGGUCGUGCUGAAGAAAACAAGCCUUGUGGGCAUGCUUGCGGUGGACCGCGCCAAGCACCUGAAGGCGUUUGCCACGGAGCUUACCAUCAUGACCCAGCUUCGCAGUCCGCGCAUCGUGUCGGUCAUCGGCGCCAUCACAGUGGACUCGUCGUACCUGGGCCUCGUCCUCGAGUACUGCGAGGGCGGAACGCUGCGGGAGGCGCUCGCCGCUGAUGACUACGCGACUGCCGUCGACGAAGCGCAGCGGCGGAGCUGGCUCCUGGACGUGGCGCUGGGCAUGAGCUACUUGUAUUCGAAGGGCGUGGAGCACCGCGACCUCAAGUCGCUCAACGUGCUGCUCGACGGCGCGCGGCGGUGCAAGGUGUCGGACUUCGGGCUCUCGAAGAGCGAGUCGCUGAACACGGCGGCGACGCAGUCGACGAUGGGCGACGCGAAGGGUACGCCUGCGUACAUGGCGCCCGAGCUCCUCCAAUCGAAUACUUUUACCGAGAAGACGGACGUGUACGCGUACGGCAUGGUCGUCUUCGAGGUGCUCGCCGGAGAUAUCCCCUGGCGUGGUCUCAACCAGAUGCAGAUCAUGAUGCAGGCGGGUCUGCAGAAACAACGGCCGCCCGUGCCCGAGGGAGCGCCCGCGGACCUCGUCGCGUUGAUGCGGAGGUGCUGGGACCACGAGCCGGACGCGCGGCCGGACUUCGCCGCGAUCAAGGCGGAGCUCCGCGGCGGGCCCGAUACUCCUGCGCGGUGAGCGCCUCGUUUUCGUCUCGGUGGCGGGACCCCUCUCUUCGGAAGUUUCUUUCUUAUCUUAAUAUACUAGUACUUCUAUUUUAGCCUAGACAUCUCUUGGUACGGUGCUAGGAGUAGUGGCCCUCCGAUCUUGUUACGGUCGAACUAGUGGGCGGAGCCCCUGCCUAGGGCUGGGGGGGGGACACUAGAGGGAGACACGCACGUCGCCGAUUCAUCGGCGGCGGGCGCGAGCCGCUUCUUUCAUAACAGCGUACCUCCUUCUAAGCAGAACCGCCUCGGCAAACCCCCCGGAACAAUGUGCAACGUCGCCCGUUCAAUCAACUUGUCCCGCGACUUCCCGCAGGCGACCUUGGACCGCGGCGACGCGUUUGGCACCGUACAUUCCAACAAAGCCAGUAGACACUCGGCCCGACCCUUGACAAUCGCCACGCCCCACUCCCGGUAGAUCUGAGCCGCAUCGGCCCGACAUCGCUAGCGGCCUGUAAGACACUAGGAUGCCUAGACAAGCAGCACAGGGCGAACGCUUUAGUCGCUGCCGCUGCUGCCGUGCACAAAGGCUGUUGCUAAGAACAAACGUCUGCAACGCGAAUCAAACGUCUGAGGCAGUUACGAGAGCGACAGAGCUAUAGCAACUCAAGUGGAGCCUACUCGCGGUUUCACUGCAGACGCGCCCGACAAGGAAGAAACUGCUAAAAAAAGAUGGCGCAGGGCCGCGGCCGGGGCCAGACGCUCCCGGCUUGGAUGACGCAGGGCGGCAACGACGCCGCCCUCGACUCCAUGCUCGCGAGCGCGUCGCAGGCGGCCGCGCAGCGCGAGAGGCCGGGCGGCGACGAGCCGGCGCCGAAGAGGCGCUCGCGCUUCGACGACGGCCCGCCGCAGCAGCCGCCGCCGCCGCAAGGAGGCGGCUGGGGCGCGCCCCCGCCCGCAAACGGCGGCUGGGGCGCACCGCCGCCGGCACAGGGUGGCUGGGGCGCACCACCGCCGGCACAGGGUGGCUGGGGCGCACCGCCGCCGGCACAGGGCGGGUGGGGCCAGCCGCCGCCGCAAGCGGGCGGCGGCUGGGGCGCGGCCGCUCCCCAGGAGGACCCGCGCAUCGCCGCCGCGAAGCGCGCCGCCGCCGCCUUCUCGAGCGGCGCGGCGGCGGCGCCGCCGCCGCCGCCGGCCGGCGGCGGGCGCGGGCGCGGCCUGACGACGCCCGCCUGGAUGAGCCAGGCGCCCGCGGCCGCCGCGGCCCCGAAGAAGCCGACGUCGCCGCGCGCGAACGACCCCCGCGCGCGGAACAAGGCGCCGGCCAUGCCGACGGCGCCGCCGAUGCCCAGGGCAAGCGGAGGCGCCGGUGCCGUCGGCCACGCCUGGGACGGCGUCGGCGCGCCGCCGCCCGUGCCCCUGCCGCCCGCGCCGCCCGCGCCGGCGUUCACCGGGUCGGACGCGGCGCGGAAAGCGCUGGAGCGCAUGGGCGCGGCGCCGCCGGCGCCGCCGCCCGCGCCGGCCCCCGCGCCGCCUCCACCAAACCCGGAAGACGCCGAGAAGGCGGCCCGGGCGCGCAUCAAGGAGCUGCAGAACGCCGGCACCGACGACUACCAGAAGAAGGACUUCCAGGCCGCGCUCGCGUCGUACAAGGGCGCGCUGCAGCUCCUCGACGACCUCAAAAGAGACGUCCCGGCGAUGUCGUCGCGCGUGAACGCGGAGCGCGACGAGCGGCGCAUGAAGGUCCUCUCGUGCGUCGCGAAGGCCCACGAAAAGCUCGGCAACGCGCAGGAGGCCAAGGACGCGUCGCGCGCGUGCGACAAGAUCCAGAAGCGCCUCGCCGAGUACAAGCGGCGAGCGCGAAAGUAGUAACUAUUCUUAUUCACAGCGG